AAGGAGACACAGCAUCUCAGGAUCGGGAACUAGCCAAAAUGACCAGUGGAGCGCUGCGUCUCUGGAUGGUUAUUGAGCUCUGUCUGACCCAAGCCAUAGCAAACACUGUGACUGGGUUUUUGGGUCACUCUGUACAGUUGCCUUGUUUCUACAGAGUUACAAAUAGAAAGACUCAUGUGAUGUGCUGGGGAAAGGAUAAAUGUCCCAAUAGCAAAUGCGGUGCAGAGGUUAUCAGGACUGAUGGAAGACGAGUGACAUGGUCGAAGUCUUCAAACUAUGAACUUCGAGGAAAUAUCUGGAGAGGUGAUGUGACCCUGACAAUCAAAAACACAAAUGAAGGCGAUAUUGGCACAUACUGUUGCCGGAUAGAGGUGCCUGGGUGGUUUAACGAUAUCAAAAAGGAAGUGGUUCUGCAGCUGGAGAAAGCUCCAACUACAACUCCUCGUCUGACUACAACUACUCCUCCGACUACAACUACUCCUCCGACAACAACUACUCCUCCGACUACAACUACUCCUCCGACAACAACUACUCCUCCGACUACAACGACUCAUCUACCUACAACUACUCAGUUGGCCACAACUCCUCUUCCUGCUACAACUGCUCUUCCUGCUGUAACUACUCAUCUGGCUACAACCACUUGUCCGGCUACGAUGGCCACAACAGCUCUCCAAAUGACCACUUCAGCCAUUUCUAACCUAACAACUGUAAUGACAUACCAAUUGACUACAGUCACUCUCAAAUUAACAACAGCAGCUCUUCCUCAGAAAUCAACUUCUAAUCAAGCUGUAACCCCAGCUCCGACCACUCUCCCAUGGACAGAAGCUGCUCCUGUGACUACAGAAACCACAAGUUUUCCGAAAAAUGAUUCUGAAUUUGAAGAGAUAAGAGCUUCGGGAGACCCUGAGCUAUUGAUAAUCAUAGUCCCUUUGGUGGGGUUUGUGAUCCUCCUGAUGCUGCUGGCUUUUAUUUUGAGAGGUAAAAUCAUGAGAAAGAAUUAUUCAGUUACACACAAAAGGCCAAACAAUGCUGGAGAAGUUAGCAAUGCUCUUGGCACCCUGCCUAGUAGGAUAGAAGAAGAUGAAGAAGAUCUUUUUAACCUCUGAGAACUUUCAUUUGGAGAAGCACCCAGGUUUGUCCAGCUUGGAAAUCCAAAGGAGCUGAACCAGGGACAUUAUUAGGAAAAGCCUCACCAGGCACUACACAUGAUCAUGGUAAAUCUGAUUGCUUGGACCUAGUAGGUUCAGAAGAUAUGGGUGUGGGCCACACUGCCUUGGAUUUCACUGUUCCAUGAGUCUGCUCCAUGCUGCCAGCACAGCUGUCCCAUUUUCUCUCUGCUGAACAUCUACUGCCAGCAUGGUUCCAUGAACCAUCCUGCCUUCCUUCCUUUUGUCUGUAUUAUUGGCUGGAAUGUCUUGUUGUUCUACUUCCUCAGAAGAAUUCUAAAAAAGGAGGUACCGGUUGUUGACCCCCAAGUUUGGCUGGCUAUCAGUUUCUUCAUUUGUAAAAUGACAGGUUUGACAAGAUUUCCUUUCAAUUCUGCAGCUUGGGAUCCUGGUCAUUCUGUGUGCUUAUUUGCAUGAUGGAAUCAUUUUGAAUUACUCGUAACUUUUCUCCCUGCAAGCUGGUCUGCCUCCUCUUUUCCCAUGUAGCAUAUUUUUUAACAGGAUUUAUUUCUUUUUUCCUUCUGGCUCGAAAUUUGAUAAUCCUGUGAUCUUCUACAUCAAUGGCGUGCUUCUUCCUAGUUGUAUAGCUUAGAGCAAGUCUCUUCAUUUCUCUGGACCUCAAUGUCCUAUCUAUAAAAUGAAAGGGAUAGAAGUAAAUGGUCUCCAAGUUCCCUUAACAUUUUGUGAUUCCUGUUUGGAAAUUGUCCUUAAACCUUGAAGCACACUCAUGUGUAAUUUUACUGGUGGAAAUCCUUUUUCCUUUAAGGGCAAAUUUAAUUUUUGGAAAGAGCUCAAAAUCUAAGCUAAACAUGGUGAAUGAGGUGCAUGAUCAAGCUGGGGGAUACUAUUUUUGUUAUAAUGUGAGGUAGGGGCAUACAAUAAGAAGCUUGAUUUUGUGGUGUGGUCUUUAAGCUAGAAUGGAAAGUACAAAGGGAGUGGAGUGGUUUGGACAAAGAGAGACAGAGUCACUUGGGAAUGGAGGUUAACAGAGAUUUUUUUUGUUUGUUUUAAACUCACAAAGGUUAGGGGAGAACAGAUGCCAAAGGGAAUAACGUAGGUGUGAGGCCACUUAGGACUCAAAAUCAGAAAUUUUAGAAAAAGAGCUGAGAUGACACUAAUAGGAGACUUCCUAGAUUCAAUGGUGUGAAACAAUGGGGGAAAGCAUGGGCCUCUAGUUCUCAACCUCAUUCUCUGAAUUACUUAUGAAGAAAUGGAGAAUGAGGGACAAAGAGCUAGGAAACUUAACUCUAACUGCGCCCUAACAAACAAUUGGCUGAUGGUGCCAUGGGUGGCAUCCAAUUUCCAGGUUGCUUAAGCCUUAGCAUACAUGCAUCUUGAAGGCUGGGGCUGACCCAAUCAAGUUGGGUUUUGCUAGCUCAAAGAAGGCAACAUGGAAACCCUGAUCCACAAUUCGGCUCACCACAAGGAUUGUUUUUGAGAAGUUACCUGGAAGUUCAAAAGAUGUCUAGAUGGACAAGACUGGCCCAGGCACAACUGAGAAAGGGGUAGAAAGGAACCUGGCCUUGAUUAGCAAUUCCUAAAGAGCAGUUUCAAAAGCACUUUGAGCAAGGGCUCUAUCAUAGGAAUAAAUAUGUGUGAUUGCUC
Phascolarctos cinereus (koala) is the source of this 2771-nucleotide messenger RNA. RefSeq lists its product as uncharacterized. The record is from RefSeq and is a predicted model, not a curated record. NCBI's taxonomy places the organism in Eukaryota, Metazoa, Chordata, Mammalia, Diprotodontia, Phascolarctidae. Gene Ontology annotation, molecular function: phosphatidylserine binding. Gene Ontology annotation, biological process: apoptotic cell clearance; cytoskeletal rearrangement involved in phagocytosis, engulfment.